AUGUCUACCAGCAGUUGUAGUUUCGAGGACCGGUGCGUGUCCAUCCUGUCUUGCAAAUUCUGUAAGCAAGUGCUCAGCUCUCGGGGAAUGAAGGCUGUUUUGCUGGCCGACACAGAAAUAGACCUUUUCUCAACAGACAUCCCUCCUACCAACACAGUGGACUUAAUAGGAAGAUGCUAUUAUACUGAAAUCUGCAGAUGUAAACUGAAGGACAUCGCAUGUUUAAAAUGUGGAAACAUUGUGGGCUAUCAUGUGAUUGUUCCAUGUUGCUCCUGCCUUCUUUCCUGUAACAAUGGGCACUUCUGGAUGUUUCGCAGCCAGGCAGUUUAUGGUAUUAACAGACUAGACUCUACUGGUGUUAACUUCCUACUUUGGGGCAACUUGCCAGAGCUAGAAGAGAGUGCAGAUGAAGACAUGUUAGAUAUCUCAGCAGAGGAGUGUAUUAGAUGA
Pipistrellus nathusii (Nathusius's pipistrelle) is the source of this 450-nucleotide messenger RNA. The record is from the annotation of a GenBank genome assembly. NCBI's taxonomy places the organism in Eukaryota, Metazoa, Chordata, Mammalia, Chiroptera, Vespertilionidae.